UCAAUGAAACAUAAACACACAAUCACAUUCAUUUCCUGGUCUGUGUUGUGAGUGUUGUGUCUGCAAACAUCACCUGUUGAUAUUGGAACAAUUUGUGUUUAUUACCUCAAAUUUAUUCAAGUUUUUAAUGUUAUCCCUCCGUUAUCCCAAUUAAAAUUCUUAUAAUUUAAUAAAAAUAUGAAAGUGUUAUGGACAAACUGAAGAGGAAGAGAAACAGUAAACCUGAAGAGCAUUCUCUAAGUAGCUGGUCCAGAACAGGAAGCUUCAUGAAUAAACCUGAAAUGGGGUGGAUUCACCCUGACGAUCAACUUUUACCAGAUGCUGGAAUAUGCUAUGGUGUGCGGUAUAUUGGAUGUUUGGAAAUAAAAGAAUCUAUGAAGUCAUUAGACUUUGAAACAAGAACCACCAUAGCAAGAGAGUCAAUAAACAGAGUUGCUGAAGCUGCAGGCUUAAAAACAGCUUCCAAGAGAAAAAAGAUUGAUCGAAAACUGGCAAAAAUGUUGGGUGAUAACCCACACAUGCAAUAUGCAGGAGCCAAUGUUAAUUUGACAAUAACAACAGAUAGCAUUAUUUUAAUGAUUAUGGAAUCAGGGGAGAUCAUAGGUGAUCACCCAUUACAUGUUGUCUCGUUUGCUUCAGGUGGUGAUGUGGACACCCUUGACUUUGUGUCAUAUGUUGCCAAGGAUCCAAACUACGGCCGUGCCUGUCAUGUUUUAGAAUGUGGAGGUGGGCUGGCAGAAGAUGUUGUCACAACUAUAGGCCAGGCUUUUGAGCUGCGUUUUAAACAGUAUUUGAAGAAACAACCUAAAGCCCUUCAGUUGCCUGAUUGGAGGGACAAUCCUGGGUUUGAAGAUGAAAAGUGGGGUGACAAAGAAGAUUAUUAUAAUGACAAUCCUGAUGCCAGACCACCAGAAGCAUCAGGUGGGACACCAGUUGUUCCCCCUCGUCCAGAGUAUAAUACACCCAACAAUAAACCUAAAAGUGAUGGGAAAGAUGCAUCACUCCAAUCAGGUAAAUUAGACGGUGAAUUAAAAAGCAGUGAUGUCAACCAUGAAGCAAGCAUCAAAUCAUCUGACAAUGAAAGUAGCAAGAGAACUAUUGAUGCCUUUGAUAUGGAACCAUUCAGUGUGGAGUUGCCACCUUUAUCAGAUUCUGCUAAAAAAACAACAGAGGCUGAGAAAGAUCUGCGUGAAAAUAAAUCUGCUGCAUCUUCUGAAGCACUAGAGCCAACAUUUGAAGAAUGGUACCAUGGUGACAUACCUCGCAAGCAAGCAGAAGUGCUUUUAGAAUUUGAUGGGGACUUUUUAGUGAGGAAAAGCACAAACAGUCCUGGCCAAUUUGUACUCAGUGGAAAACAAAAUGGCAGCCCAAGACAUCUUCUUCUAGUGGAUCCUGAAGGAAUUGUCAGAACAAGAGAUUUUAUUUUUGACAGUGUGAGUCACCUUAUCAAUUAUCACAGACAAAAUCAACUCCCUAUUGUUACUCAGGGUAGCGAACUAAAACUAACUAGACCAGUGAAGGCCUGUAUUUCUAUUUAAAUGCUUUUAAAAUGUGACUUAUAAUAAAUCAUUUAUCAUUCACAACCAAUUUGUUACUUUACUGUAAAUAAACAAUGUUAAGUAGGUAUAUAAUUUUGGCUGUGGAAGCCAUUUUUACAAGGCUGUAGAUGUUAAUCACUGUUGUUUUAAUGCAUAGUCAAUGUGAUUGAACUUACAUAAUGCGUUUGUAAACAGAUAUACAGAACCAAGUUGUAUCUAUUCUUGUAUUUCCCUAUGUUGUUAGCUUAUUUGAGCUUUUGAUCAUUGAUGUACAGUGAAAUUAUUUGUAUGCAUUACCUUAAUUUUGUGCAAUACUGCAACAAAAUUUUUUUGUUUGUUUUUAUCAUUAAAGAGCCAGCACAUUUUAAAAUUAUUAUUAAUAAUUAUUGUGUUGUCUUCAGGUAUUGAAAGAGAUAUAUUCUUUUAAUAUUUCUUAUAAAUGCUCUUUUACAAUAUUUGUAUUAUGUUAAUUCCAGUUAAAUAAACAUUUUAAUGACACUUUAAGAUUUAAAAAUUAUUUUCAAUUUUACUAUACUUUAUAAAUCUAAAUCAAAAUUAAGAUUCUGCUCAAGUCUUGCUAUUUGAUCCAUUCAGUUUGUGUACAUAGAUAAUACAUAACCUUAAGUUUUCUUGAAGUCCAAAGUUUUAAAAAUUCUAUUACUGAAUUUAAAAUAAUGGAAGCAUCAUUUUUAGAUAUCUACCUAAAUCAUUCAAAUACAUAAUUACACUUAAUUAUGUUUAGAAUAUUUGUGUGGUUCUUAACCUGCUCAUAAUCCCUUUGCUUAUUAGCAAAGGGAACAACUAUUUCCAUUAACAUUAAACCUAAAGUAUUUACAAAGUAUUUCUUUAAAAAGCCAUUUUAAAAUAUUUAUCCCUUAAAAUUUAAGUUAAAAAAAUAGAUAUGUGUCUUUUGUCCAUCACAAAAUUAUGGCAGUAUCAAUAAUUCUCUUCUUAGUUUAUGAUGUUGGCAUAAUUUUAUCAGAUCAUUGAAUAUUUAAAAAGGCUUAGAUGUCUAGUUCCAAUGUUUUUUAUCUCCUCAGUUUAUGUAAAAUUCUAAUUUACCAAAUGAGUAUAAUAAAUAUUACUAAUUAUCUUAUUUUCUUUACAAUUGACCAAAAUUUUUUUUCUCUUUAUUGUUGUAGCCUUUUGUCUGUUAGCUUUUAUUAAAAUCUAUUACUUUAAAUCUUACUUAAAGAUGAUAAACAUAAAUAUUUUAUAAUGUAUGUGCAUUUUAGUUGGGCUUUUUUUAAAAACUGUUUUCAGAACUUGCAACAAAAACAUUUGUUUCUGUUUUAAUACAUUUUCAAUUUUAUAAUAGUAAGAUCUUUUGUACACUUAUUGAUUACUAUUAAGUAAUUUUGUGCAUACACAAAAGGAAAACAAAUCAUUUUACACUUUUACAUUGCCAAUUAUUUGAAGUUGAUUUUAAUAUAGUUUUUAUGUUAUUACAUAUACAUUUAUAUUGGUACUAUUAGUCUUUUUUUUACUUUUAAGUCUUCCAUGAUUUCUUGGUUUAGAUUGUUUUAUUAUUUAGGUUAAACCUCUUUAAAACUCAUUAAAUGUAGGCCUACAUUUUUUAUACUAUUACUAAUAACUUAGUUGUGAUUGUAUUACUAAAACAGUAAUAAUAAUUUCAGUAUCAAUUUAUAUUUAAAAAGGUUUCUCUUCCUUAUAAGUUCUCUUUAUAAAACUCAAGAAAUAGUUUGCCUAAUUUCAAAACUUUCAAUGAGUAGCCUAUUACUUAAUAGCUUUAUACAUGUAAGAUCUAGUCAUUCAAUGUUGACACCGGUUUAGUACAUAAUUUGAACAAUUAACUAUGUGUAGUUUUAUCUUCAAAUUUAGUUACCAGUCAAGUAGAAGCCAUUAUUACAAUAUACAUGGGAGAUAUUUUGUAACUUAAGUUAAUUAAACAACUAGAAAAAAAAUAGGCCUACUUGAUGUUUACUUGCAUAGUAAAAUCUGCUACAUAUAAAUUAUAAUGGCAAAUAUUUGCUAAGUUCAUGCAGUAUUUAGUCUCAAUACCUUAUCAAUUCCCAAAUAUGGUCUUAAACACAGUUUUUACUACAGUAUAUAUAUCUAAUAAUUUUUUUUUCCAAAGUCUAACAAUAAACUUAUGUUUCACAAAUAUUACUGUUUCAGUCUAUUCAUUUUGUACUACACUGACAAUGUGGAAAUAGUUGAAAAUUCAUGUUCACGAUAAUUAGAGUAUUAUUAUACCAUAUUUUUUUAAAACCAGCGGUAAGGAUAAUUUCAAAUAUAUAUUUAUAUAUAUCAUUUGUUAUAUCAUCAGACAUUAGUAGUAGGCACAACAGU
Molecule: messenger RNA, 3851 nt
Organism: Physella acuta
Lineage: Eukaryota; Metazoa; Mollusca; Gastropoda; Physidae
Product: SHC-transforming protein 1
Biological process (GO): intracellular signal transduction; cell surface receptor protein tyrosine kinase signaling pathway
Cellular component (GO): plasma membrane
Molecular function (GO): receptor tyrosine kinase binding
Source: RefSeq, a predicted model, not a curated record